Messenger RNA from Brachypodium distachyon (stiff brome), 2989 nucleotides. RefSeq names its product glutamate receptor 2.8. The transcript has 3 exons. Gene Ontology annotation, molecular function: signaling receptor activity; ligand-gated monoatomic ion channel activity. Lineage: Eukaryota; Viridiplantae; Streptophyta; Magnoliopsida; Poales; Poaceae. The coding region runs from base 158 to 2857 and encodes 899 amino acids. The record is from RefSeq and is a predicted model, not a curated record. Gene Ontology annotation, cellular component: plasma membrane.
AAAGAACGAAGAAGAAGCUAAAUUCACACGUGCGAGGGCUAAGAAUGACGAGUCAGCACGACUUACGUUUGCGCGGAAGGGGCAACCUCUAUCGCGCGCAGAAGUGAUUGACUGCUCUGUCCCGCCUCUCCAGCGUUCCUGCCUCGGAUCUCUCCCCAUGGCCGGGGACGCGCGCGCUCGUCCCGGUCCUCUCUUCGUCCUCCUCGCCUUCGCCGCCGCCCUACUAAUGACGUCGCGGGCGCAGCAGCCGCCGUCGCCGCCCACGGAUGUCAAGGUGGGGCUCAUCAUCAACGCCACUUCGCCGGUCGGCAAAAUCGUCAGCACAACCAUCCCCAUGGCCCUCCAAGACUUCUACGCCACCUUCCCGGACUCCCGCGCUCGGGUUCAGAUCCUGCAGCACGACUCCGGCGGCGAAACCGUCGCCGCCGCCGCCGCCGCGUUGCAGCUGAUGACGACGCAUGGAGCGCGCGCGAUCCUGGGCCCGCAGUCGUCCGCCGAGUCGUCGUUCGUCGCCGACCUCGCCACGCGGGCCGAGGUCCCCGUCGUGUCGUUCUCGGCCACGAGCCCGUCCGUGUCGCCCGCCAGGGCCAGGUUCUUCGUCCGCGCCGCGCAGAGCGACGCGGCGCAGGCGGUCGCCGUGGCCGCGCUCGCGACGCACUUCGGGUGGCGCCGCGUGGUGCCCAUCUACCAGGACGACGACUUCGGCGCCGCCUUCGUGCCGUACCUCGUGGACGCGCUCACCGAAGCGCGCGCCGAGGUCCCCUACCGCUGCGCGCUCCCGGCCGCGGCGACCCGCGACGCCGUGGUCGCGGCGCUGCACAACGCGGAGUCCGAGCAGACGCGCGUGUUCGUGCUGCACGCGCGCUCCGAGCUGGCGAGGCUCGUGUUCGACGUCGCGGCCGAGGUCGGCAUGGUCGCCGACGGGUACGCGUGGGUCAUCACCGCGGCGCUCACGGGCCUCCUCAGCUCCAUCGACGCGCCGCGGGGCGUCAUCGGGCUCGCGCCAUACGUGCCGGUCACGCCGCGGCUGCGGGACGUCAGGAAGCGGUGGGCGCACCGGUACAUGCGCGAUCACCCGGAAGACGACGCGUCGCACGCGGAGAUGCGCUGCUACACCGUGUGGGCUUACGACGCCGCAUGGGCCGUCGCGCACGCGGCGGAGCGACUCAGCCCCGGCGACUUGUUAUCACCGCCGGGGCUGGUAGGCGGCGAGGGCGGCUCCACCGACAUCGCUGGGCUCGGCACGUCCAUGUCAGGCGACAAGUUCCUCCGAGCUAUCAACGGCACGAAAUUCGAGGGCCUCGGCGGCAUGUUUGAGCUUAUCGACGGCGAGCCCGCAGUGCCGACGUUCCGCGUGCUGAACGUGAUCGAAAACGGAAAGGAGAGGGGCGUCGGGUUCUGGACGAUGCAGCACGGGCUGCGUCGGAAUCUGGGCCGUGGUUCCUAUGGAUCGAUCGGCCAGCUCGGGCCGGUGAUCUGGCCGGGAGAGUCGACGGUCCGGCCUAGAGGGUGGGUAGAGCCCACGAGAGCGCGGAAACUGCGGGUGGCGGUGCCGUGGAGGGGCUACCGAGAGAUCAUGCACCUUGACGUGGACACGGUGACGAACCAGACGACGGCCGGCGGGUUCGUGAUCGAGGUGUUCGAGGCGGCGGUGCGGUUGCUGCCGUACGCGCUGCCGUUCGAGUACGUGAAGGCGGAGUCCAUGCCCUACGACAAGCUCGUCGAGGCCGUCGCUAAUGGGACGUACGACGCGGCGGUGGCGGACAUCACCAUCACGGCGAACCGGUCGAUGCAGGUGGACUUCACGCAACAUUUCUUAACGACGGCCAUCGCCAUGAUGGUGCGGCUACAUGACCAGCGGAGGAGCAGCAACAGGUCGACAUGGGUCUUCUUCAAGCCGCUCAGCUUCGACCUCUGGCUCGUAAGCGGCGCCUUCUUCCUCUUCACCGGCUUCGUCGUCUGGGCCAUCGAGCGUCGCCACAACGCCGACUUCCGUGGCACACGCUACAACCAGGCCGGCACCAUCUUCUACUUCGGCUUCUCCACCCUCGUCUUCGCCCAAAAGAAGGAGUUGAAGAGUAACCUGUCGAGGUUCGCAGUGGUGGUGUGGGUCUUUGUCGUGCUCAUCCUGCAGUCCAGCUACACGGCCAGCCUCACGUCCAUGCUCACGGUGCCACAGCUGGAGCCGGUCAUCAAAGACUACGCCGAGUUGCUGCGGGGCACGGAGAAGGUCGGCAUCAUGAACAACUCCUUCACGCAGGGGGCCAUGCUAGCGUCGGGGUUCCCGCAGUCCAGGCUCGUGCGAUAUCAGACCCUCCAGAGCUUCUACGAGGCGCUGCUCAAUGGCAGCAUCGAUGCCAUCAUCAACGAGACACCCUACUUCAAGGUCUUCCCCAAGUCCUACCGCAACAACUUCACCAUGGCCGGUCAGCUCAACAGGACUGGCGGCCUCGCGUUCGCGUUCCCCAAGGGGUCGCCAUACGUGCCGGACCUAUCGCAUGCGAUCUUGAAGCUCACCGAGAACGACGAGAUGAACAAGAUUGAGCGCAAGUGGUUCGGCGACGACAACCGUGCUUCGCAGGGCGAAGGACCCUUCACAUCGAAGGGCCUACGCUUCGACAACUUCUGGGGCUUGUUCCUUAUCACCGGAACCACUUCGCUCCUGUGCUGCUUUGUCUACCUUGUCACCUUUGUCAUGACCAACUGGCGAACCAUCAUUGUGUCACACUUGUCUUGGAAGGGCAGGCUCAAGAUGCUGGCCAAGCUUUUCGACGACAAGGACCCCUCAGUGUCGGCCCCACACAAGUGCACAAAGUGCAGCCGCACUGGCCCUCCAGUAAUGGACUCCGACAAAUAAUGUACUCUGGGUUUGGUGGUAUUGCAAUUCUCUUUAUGUCGCUAUGUAGUAGUGUACACCUGUCCAAUAUGACAUAAAAGAGCAAGCAUAACAAACUAUCUCAGCGACUGAUCAGAUCAACUUUUUCUCAAA